AAUCACAGUUGAAGUUUGAAUUGUUUUAAACAAUUAUCCUAAAAUUAGUUAAAAUAAAUUUAAUUAUUUUAUACUUUAAGUAAUUAAAAUGAAUUCCUGGUCUAGUUUUGCUGUGCUUUUAGCAGUUUGUGGUCUAGCAGCUGCAGGACAUUAUCAUCAUGACGGUGGUCAUGAUGGACAUGGUGAUAAUGGUGGUGCUGGUGUCGCAGUACAUUAUUCUGUAGUCACAGAACAUAAGGCUGAUCAUCAUGGUCAUGGCGGUGGAGCUGGUGGUCAUGAUGCUGGACAUGCUACUGUACAUACUUGGGGACAAGAUGCUGCUGCUGGUCAUGAUGAAGGACACUCUGAUGAUGGUCAUGAUGCCGGUUAUUAUGGUGGUCACGAUGAUGGUCAUUCUUAUGGUGAACAUGUUGUAGAAUAUUAUGGUGGACAUGAUGAUGGUCACUCUUAUGGAGGACAUGAUUCAGGACAUUACGGUGGUCAUGAUGGCGGCCAUGAUGAUGGUCAUGAUCAUCAUGCUUAUCCCAAAUACGAAUUUUCUUAUGGUGUUAAGGACCCCAAAACUGGCGACAUUAAAAGUCAAUCCGAAACCAGAGAUGGUGGCAAUGUUAAAGGCAGCUACACUGUUAAGGAAGCUGAUGGCACUACACGUCAUGUAGAAUAUUCCGCUGAUAAACAUAAGGGUUUCAAUGCUGUCGUUCAUACCUCCGGUAAAGCUAAUGCCGAUCAUGAUGCUGAAUAUGCUCAUGGUGGACAUGAUAAUGGAUAUGAACACGGCUAUAGCCAUGGUCAUGGCAAAGCCAGCAGUUAUGUCAUUGUUAAGAAACAAGAAGAAACCAAGCAUUAAGGGAGUAGUAUUUUUUAUGUCGAACAUUAAGGAUGUAUUAUAUUUUUGUUGAACAUGUAUUUUAAAUAAAAGAAAUUUUAAUAAAGAAGAAAACGAAAAUUUAAA
Messenger RNA from Lucilia sericata (common green bottle fly), 952 nucleotides. Its product is annotated as adult-specific cuticular protein ACP-22-like. NCBI's taxonomy places the organism in Eukaryota, Metazoa, Arthropoda, Insecta, Diptera, Calliphoridae. The record is from RefSeq and is a predicted model, not a curated record. Bases 89 to 847 code for a protein of 252 amino acids. The transcript is spliced from 2 exons. Gene Ontology annotation, cellular component: extracellular matrix.